Messenger RNA from Tyto alba (common barn owl), 6335 nucleotides. It is a transcript of the gene ZFYVE16, whose product is annotated as zinc finger FYVE-type containing 16. The transcript is spliced from 18 exons. The record is from RefSeq and is a predicted model, not a curated record. Gene Ontology annotation, molecular function: metal ion binding. Gene Ontology annotation, cellular component: early endosome membrane. Lineage: Eukaryota; Metazoa; Chordata; Aves; Strigiformes; Tytonidae. Bases 233 to 4732 code for a protein of 1499 amino acids. Gene Ontology annotation, biological process: protein targeting to lysosome; endosomal transport.
CAAGGGGCGCGGCCUUGGCCGUCCCGCAGGCGCCAGCGGGGCGAGGGGCGGCCUGGGAGGGGAGCGGCCGGCGCUGGCGGCAGGGGGGGCGGUGUCGGUGCCCACCCCAGGCGGAGCGCGGCGCGGCGCGGCGCGGGAGGGCAGCGCUGCCCUGUAGCCUGAGGGUGAGGACGCGGGUGCGGAGCCGGCGGGAGCCGCGGAAAGCUAAAGCUUCACAACAACUGUAAUUAGAAUGGACAGCUACUUUAAAGCUGCAGUCUGUGACUUGGACAAGCUACUUGAUGAAUUCGAACAGAAUACAGAUGAAUAUGACUGCUACAGAACACCUCAAAAUCCAUAUGACUCCAAACAGCAUUCGCUUUCUUCAGUUCUGGAUUGCUUACAACAUGCAUACCCAACACCAAAACUGCAAGAGGAUGCUAACAAUUACACUUCCUCAGAAGAAAUCUCUCUAGCUAGCCAUACUGAAACAAGUGAAGCAUUUCUUAGUUACUCACCACAAAAUGAGAAGAGUGUUGCUGGACCUGAUCUUUUGUCCACUGUGGACAGUGGUUCCUUAAAUGAAAUUCAGUCUUCAGACCUGGGAAGGUGUAGUAUACCUCUGUGUGAUCUUGUUAAUGACACAGGUAACUUAAUCCAUGCAGUGGCAGCUCAUGAAGAUACUCAGAAGUUGCAGCCGGAUGAAAGCCAGUACAGUGAAGGUUUGAUUGGCUUUGGCAUAUCUCGCAUACAUGUUCCUACUUGUGUCCCUUCAGCUGGUUGUAGUGAUGUUUCAAGUACAGAGCAGAGUGAUGGGGACUUGAUGCCACGAGAUUCACGACAUCUUAAAACAGAGGAAAUUAAUCAAGUAGUUUUAAAAUCAGACAGUUACGCUACAACAAAGAUCUCGGAUCCAUGUGGUGACCAGCACAGGACAGAAUCUGUAAAGUGCAGUGAAGUAUUUGAUCAGCUUGAACAAACUGCUCACUGUAAUACUGCACAGGUCCCUGUAACAUCACAGGAUUUGAGUGCGUACAGUCCCAAAGAUGAGAAAGUGUAUGAAAAAUUGCCUUGUGAACCACAGGAUGAAAGUGUAUGCUCUGCAGUAAGCAAAGAGAUGUAUGGAAGAAAUGCCAUAGAAAAGAUACUCUCAAAAGAUGAGAGUAAUGUUGAAUCCAUGCCUUCAGAUCUGCCACAGAGGCCUCAGUUUUACAAAAGCCAUGCAGCAUUAUCUGGAAAUUGUGUUUUUCCAGACUCCUCAUGUCAAACAGGAGCUAAAGUAGAAUUGGAAAAGAAAAACACAGACGAGGAUGUAGGUAGCGAAGAGCUUAACAGCAAUGAAAUACUAAACAGUGUUUCAACUUCAUGUAUUUCGGUUGAGGAUGUCCAGACCUCACUGUCAUGUCUUCCCCUUCCUGUAUCUAUAUGUGGUUCAUUAGUUGUAACAGAAGAGAAAGUUAAUGCUCUACCUGAAAAUGAAAUGGCAGAGGUUAUUAGUGAUAUUUUAACUGUUCAUGCUGGAAAGUCUAAAACUGAUCGCUCCAGUAGGGAAUCCUCUGAAAACACAGACUUGUGUGAACAGGAAGAAUAUAUAGCUGAAAGCACUGUGGAAAAAAGUACAGAUGGAGAGAAGUAUGAUACUGAGAAUGUAACAGAUGACAGUGAUUCUCAGCAAAUCAAAGCUUUUGCUUCUGCUUUUCUGGAAUAUGAAGCUGAUCCAUAUGGUGUUGGUAUAGAUUCUUAUUACAAUGAAAUUAUGAGCUCAGAUAUGGCUUACUUUACUGUCGAAGAGAACAUUAUUAAAAGUGAUACCCUAAUAAGUGAUGCUGAGCUUGAUGAUUUCUUGUAUGGACAAAGUCUUCAGUCCAAUGUGUUGAAGCCUUCAGACAAUGAUAGUAACUUAAUGGAAGAUGAUACAGAUGAAGGGAAUUUAACAAAUGUGAACAACCUGGAUUUCACAGGGGUUACUGAAGAACAUAUGCAAGCAAAACUGGAGGAGAUAACGAACAUUAAUAGUAACUGUAAAAUAUCUCUUACUGCCCAUGAAUCGGAAUCUGCAACAGAAGAGAGUAUGUCUUGUAUUCAGGAUGUGACUGAAAGUGGUAGUGAAGCACUAGUUUCUAAUGUUUGUACUGAAGGUGCAAGACCGAAGCAGUUGCUUGGCCUUUCCCAAGGAUCUGCUGGUCAGAGACCACUGAAUAGAACAGAUGUACUUGAGAGAGAAAACAAUAAAGAGAGUUCUGUUACCCUAGAAGCAACACCCUCAGGCACCAGCAUAAAUGUUAGUAAAAAUUCUGACCUUGCGCACUCUGGGGAAAGCAGCUCCGAAGCUGGAGGAAAUCAAACAUCUGAAAACAUAGAAUCAUUUAAAAUACCUACAACUCUCUCACAGAAACAGCCGGUGUGGGUUCCUGAUUCAGAGGCACCCAACUGCAUGAAAUGCCAAGUCAAGUUCACGUUUACAAAAAGAAGACACCACUGUCGUGCAUGUGGAAAGGUUUUUUGUGGUGGCUGUUGUAAAAGAAAAUGUAAACUACAAUACAUGGAGAAGGAAGCAAGAGUCUGUACUGGCUGUUAUGAUGAUAUUAAUAAAGCACAGGCAUUUGAAAGGAUGAUGAAUCCAACUGGUUGUGUCCCCAAUUCUAGUAUCUCCUCUGAGCACUAUUCUGCUGUUCCACCUUUGGAGGAAUCCCAGAUAUCUGGGCUGUGCCCCAAAGAACAGAGGAGAGUUUGGUUUGCAGAUGGUAUUUUGCCAAAUGGCGAAGUGGCAGAUACGACAAAACUUUCAUCUGGAGCAAAGAGAUCGUCACAGGACUUAAGUCCAGUAAACCCUGACUUGCCAGAGAUGCAUAUGGCUGCAAACCCAGAGGAAGAUGACAUAUUAACUGAUGUAAAUCCAAAACUGAAGGAAGAAAUUGAUAUUAUUACAGCAAUGGAGGAAUUACAUGCUUCUGUUUCUUCGGAUGAUGCACAACAGGCUGUUCCAGGCCAGAGUGCAGUGGUACAUAGUUAUAAAUCUGUAACUCUAGAAACAAAAGAGUGUUCUCCUACUGCAGAAGCUGAGAAGACUAGUUCCAGUUCAGUUGAUCAGACUGCAAGUGAUAUGCCUGUUAGUCCUUCAAGUUACAGAGCACUAUGUGGUGUUGAAAACUGUGUUCGUAAAGAUAUCAGCCUUGUUCCUGAUGGUGAUAAACUGCCACCACUUCUGCUUGAAAUGGGUGAAAAAGGAAAAGAUCCUCUAGUGGAAGAACAUCCAUCUCACCAACAGGUCACCCUGCUUCUUGUGGAAGGAGGUCCUAAUCCGUUAACUUUUAUCCUAAAUGCGAACUUGCUUGUAAAUGUCAAGCUAAUAACUUAUUCUUCAGAAAAGUGCUGGUACUUCUCAACAAAUGGAUUACAUGGUUUGGGUCAGGCAGAAAUUAUCAUUCUGUUGCAGUGUUUGCCAGAUGAAGAGAUUUUUCCUAGUGAAAUAUUCAGAUUAUUUAUUGACAUCUAUAAAGAUGCAAUGAAAGGAAGAUUAAUAAGAAACAUGGAAAACAUUACAUUUACUGCAACUUAUCUCAGUAACAAAGAGCACGGAGGAUUCCUGUUUGUUUCACCAACUCUUCAGAAACUUGAUGAUCAAAUUCUGCCAGAAAACCCCUUUCUUUGUGGCAUUCUCAUCCAUAAGCUGGAAAUACCAUGGGCAAAAGUUUUUCCAAUCCGUUUAAUGUUGAGACUGGCAGCAGAAUAUGGGGCAUAUCCAACCCCUGUAGUAAGUUUCAGGCAUCGGAAGCCACUCUUUGGAGAGAUUGGGCACACAAUUAUGAAUCUACUUGUUGACCUUAGAAAUUAUCAGUAUACUUUGCAUACCAUAGACAACCUGUUUGUUCAUGUGGAAAUGGGUAGAAGCUGUAUUAAAAUACCCCUAAGGAAGUAUAAUGAGGUAAUGAAGGUGAUAAAUUCUUCUAAUGAACAUGUGAUUAGUAUUGGAGCAAGUUUUAAUACUGAAGCAGAUUCUCACUUAGUGUGUGUGCAGAAUAAGCAUGGUCUCUAUCACACACAAGCAAUCAGUGCUACUGGACAUCCAAGGAAAGUUACAGGUGCAUGUUUUGUGGUGUUUAAUGGAGCCUUAAAAAUGUCUUCAGGAUUUCUAGCUAAAUCCAGUAUAGUUGAAGAUGGACUAAUGGUACAGAUAACGCCAGAAACGAUGGAAAGUCUACGUCAGGCGUUAAGAGACAAGAAGGACUUUAAAAUAACUUGUGGCAAAACAGAUACAGGAGACAUAAAAGAAUAUGUAGAUAUUUGCUGGGUAGAAAAUGAAGAAAAAACAAACAAAGGAAUUUUAAGCCCCAUCGAUGGAAAAUCAAUGGAAGGAACUCAGAGUGAAAAAAUACUACAAGGCAGAGACAUUGAAAGAGAGGGAAAAGUUAUGAAGUGUACUGAAGUGUACUAUUUUCUAAAGGACCAUGAACUAUCCAGUCCUGUUCAUCACCAGUUUGCUAAAGAAAUUGCUACUGCCUGCAGUACUGCUCUUUGCCCACAGCUUAAAACCUUGAAAAAUAAUGGGAUGAAUAAAAUAGGCCUAAGAGUUUCUAUUGACUCAGAUAUGGUUGAGUACUUAGCUGGAUCUGGAGAUUCCCUUCUUCCACAGAACUAUCUGAAUGAACUGGACAAUGCUCUGAUUCCUGUGAUUCAUGGUGGGAUGUCAGAUCCUGCAAGUCUACCAUUGAAAAUGGAAUUAAUAUUUUUUAUUAUAGAACAUCUGUUUUAAUGAGGCUGAUUACAGGAAAUAUACUGAUUUGCUAGAUCUGAACACCAAAGUUUUAAUUCUACAAACACUAAAAAUGUUAAAGUUUCUAAACCUGUUAUAAUAGAUUUUCAAACUUUUUUAAACCCUUAAAUCCCUCUGGUUACUUUACUGCAAAAGAAUUGUAGUUUGUAAUGUUUCAGAAAGUUCUGAAAGUUUACACUUAAUACAGGUGCGGAAGGGGGCAGGUUUUGUUACCUCUUAAACACAGUUGUAGCAUUUACUAUAUGUAGUGUAACUUUAAGCCAUACAAUCUUGCCUCUUAGCCUGGGAUAAAUGUGUUACUAAAAGUUGCUAUGGUUAGAUCUAAUCUCUGCAGCAUGUGAUUUCCAUGUGCAAUGAGCUAAACACUGAAGCUGGCACAAAACUGUUUUCUUGCCAUUUGAGAUUCAAAUACGAGAUCUUCUGUAGGUGACUGCAAACUUCAUGUGUCUGUACAAAAUACAAGUGACACUUGUUUAUGGUCAGCAUGAGGAAGAAUUUUGCAGGUAUGUUUAUGACGACUUUGUUGAAGUCCUUAAUAUUAGGAUAUUAUGCUGCUGCUUCAGGAACAUAUGCUCUGAAUUAAUUUUUUUACAGAGUAAGUUUUCUUUCUUGUAUUUAUAAGGAUUUAUUGAACUUAAAUGGAUGCUAUUUUUAUAAAUACUGAUGGGUUUGAGUUCAGAAGUCCUGAUGCCAUUUGACCUUUCAAGGAUUAAUAAAAAACCAGAUUACCCAUGACGUAAUCUACAUUUAGCAAUAAAUCAGACAAGAGUUCUGCAAUAUCUUUUCUGUUCCUGUCUACUGCUCUUGCCACCUCUUAGUAGCCACCUGUACUUUCAGGGAGAAUUGAUGUAUUAAGUGUGAAUUUUCACGAACAGAUUGAUUUUUAGUAUACAUGAGGUUCUUGUAUAGUAUGUAUUUUUGAUAUUGGGUCAUUAAAAUCUAUUUAUGUAUUUGUGAUGCAUGUGAUUUGUACUGAGGUUCAGCAAACCAUAGUUGGGGUUUUGUUAACUGUCACACAACUGUUUAUCAAGAACAGAACCAAAACUAAAUAUAUACAAAAUCUGUAUUGUUUUCAGUAAAAAUGCUGGUACUAUUUUAUAAUGAGACUAUGAAAACUUCGAUGCCUUCUUGAUGCUAAAUAGGGGAUAUCUUAUGUUUUUGUAUCAAAAACAAUUUGUAACUUAAUCUGAUCUGCCGUGCUCCUACCUGUGCUUGAAAAUACCAGUUCUAGAAGAGUUCAAGGCUUCAAGAUCGUAUCCUGGAGGAAACCGAGGCAGCGUUUGAGCUAAUUAACGUAACGUCCUCAGAGAAACUGCAGUUCUGGAGGAGAGCUGAGGACUGCGCCUCGCGCAGGACGAACCAAACCUGUCGCUGCAGCCGGACCGUCAAGGGAACCGCAGCAGAAAGGUGACAGCAGCGAGGGGCUGCCCGGGGUGGCUGUACGCCCACCCCCCCGCGCCGCGCUGCCUGCGCGUGGGGAUAACCGGAGCAACGGCUGGCUCUGCCCACUUACCCUGUACUAACUCCCUUUAACUGAUGAUCAGUAAAGAAAGUUAACUAAAAUGCUUGACGCUUUACCUCA